UCAGCGCACAAUAUCGUGUGGCUCUGUUUUGAUCAAUCUAACUGGUCUAAAUCACUCAUUGCCAUUUAAAUGGCUGACAAAAGUCAAAUAUGUUCAAUAUGGCUAGGAUCCGAAACGGGUAUAUUAAAAGGUGUGAGUCUGAGCAAAAAGCAGGCGUUUAACUUUUGUGAAAUGAGCAGUCUGAGUCGUGAUCAGGAGGUGUGUGUGAUGGCUUGGGGAGAUGAAAACGAAUCGGAGGUGCUAGUGGGCAGUGUAAAUGGGACUGUAAAGACGUUCAGCACGGAUAAAGGCAUCUUCACAGGGAGCAGAGAAUGUGGGGAUCUAUCACAGGGCAGAUUCACAGGACUGGCUGUUACUGACAGUUCUUUGAUCACAUGUGUAGAGUCAGGAUUACUGAAGGUGUGGAAGGAAGGCAGUACAGACACAGUUGAGGUAAAUGUUGGCAGUGGAAUUUGCAGAAUGAGACAGAACCCGUCACAGCGCCAUCGUGUGGCGACAGGAGGGAAAGAGAAUCCUCUCAAAGUGUGGGACCUUGAGAGACCAGAUAAAGCUAUUUUCACAGCUAAAAAUGUAGCCCAUGACUGGUUGGAUAUGCGAGUACCUGUGUGGGUGAGAGACAUCGGCUUCAUCUCAGACUCAGAUAAAAUAGUAACAUGCACUGGACACCAUCAGGUGCGUGUGUAUGACCCCUCAACCUCUCAGAGGAGGCCUGUGUUGGAGGCACAGUUGGGAGAGUACCCCCUCACAGCUCUCUCUCUCACUGCCAACCAGAACACAGUGGUGGUGGGUAACACUCAUGGGGAGCUUGCCACUCUUGAUCUCCGGAAAGGGCUGAUGUGUGGGUGUCUUAAGGGUCUGUCGGGUGCAGUGCGGGGGCUUCAGUGCCAUCCAUCCCUUCCAUUAGUUGCCUCCUGUGGUUUAGAUCGCUUUCUGAGAGUACACAGCCUGGAGGACCGCUCCUUACAACACAAGGUAUAUCUGAAGUCACGACUCAAUUGCGUCCUGCUCUCUAGCCGAGAACUAGAGUCAUCUAGUGUUGAUGUUACUGGAGAUGUAGAGGAGGUGAAGGCAGAGGACGACAAGGAUGAAGACGAGGUUUGGGAUACCAUGGAAACGGUUACAGAGAAAUCCAAAAAGAGGCCUGCCGAGAAAGAGAAAGCAGCAGUUACAGGGGUAGAUGGGAAAAAGAAGAAAAAAGUAUCAAAGAAAUAAUAGAAAGACAAUUACGGUGUUAUUUGUAAAAGGACAUUUUUAUACACAGGGUUCUUUUUAAUGGGAACAAUUGCACCAUCAAUAGCCAAUGUUUAAUUUGGCUUUAUAAUAAUGUUUUUGUCAUUACAGUUUUUCAUUUUGCCCGUCGAAUGGUUUUGAACAUCUAUGGAAUGAUCUGAAAUGUGAUUUUUAGAUUACGAACAAAAUGUGAGCUGAAGCAUAUGAACCAGUUUGUCCCAUCUACCAUUGCAAUUCUGAAUUAAAAAGAAUAUUAGAAUCUAAUGACGUGUUUGUACAUCACAGGCACAAUGAAUGAAAAUAUGUACUUAGCAAUUGCAGUUUUCAGUUGUUGAAGUUUGUAUGUUAAUGGCUUUACCAUACUUCUUUAUGUAAAGAAUUCUAAACCAUAUAAUGUUUAUAUACUGUACAGUAAAUUUGAAUCGUACUGUAAGUGUAUUUUACUAGGGUAAGAAGAGAAGCAUCAAUCUGUGCUGGUUAAAAGACAGUAGCUUUGAGUGAGAAAAGCUGUGCAUACCUUUGCUGUGUGGGUGUGUGUAUGCACACAGUUUCAAUCUUGACCAUUACACUAUGCACACUUGAACACACCCUAUCCUAGCCCAUUCCGUGAUAAGAUAAGGGACAUCUUGGUUUGCUGUAGAAGCCACAUUGUAAAUGAGACAAUUUGUAGCUAAUGACUGACUUCUUUUUGAACACACUUAUAAAAUCAAUCUGUGGACUUCAAACAUGUUAAUCUUAUGAUACUAAAGUUACUUUAUUUGCGAUACCAAUACACAGGAAUUCAAUAAAAUGAAUCUAUGUUUAAAUGUU
Messenger RNA from Triplophysa rosa, 2040 nucleotides. RefSeq names its product WD repeat domain 74 (gene wdr74). The record is from RefSeq and is a predicted model, not a curated record. Gene Ontology annotation, molecular function: protein binding. The coding region runs from base 70 to 1212 and encodes 380 amino acids. The transcript has 10 exons. Gene Ontology annotation, cellular component: preribosome, large subunit precursor; nucleolus. Gene Ontology annotation, biological process: ribosomal large subunit biogenesis. NCBI's taxonomy places the organism in Eukaryota, Metazoa, Chordata, Actinopteri, Cypriniformes, Nemacheilidae.